Messenger RNA from Caenorhabditis briggsae, 276 nucleotides. Bases 1 to 276 code for a protein of 91 amino acids. NCBI's taxonomy places the organism in Eukaryota, Metazoa, Nematoda, Chromadorea, Rhabditida, Rhabditidae. The record is from RefSeq and is a predicted model, not a curated record. The transcript has 3 exons.
AUGAGCGUCCUAUUGGAAUGCAUAGAUCUCCAGAAAUUUAUCGAAGCCUGUAUUCACUAUCAUAACUGCUCAAUUUACACCGAUGAGAAGAUUGUUGACGUCCAUGAUUAUCUCUUCAAUUCCAAAAAAGCAAAGUUUCCUCAACCUGUGGCAAGGUUGAAAGAGAGGGAAUGGAAGAAUAAUGAAGAGUUACGAUCUAUCUGGCUGGCCAAGCUGAAGGACUUCAAGGCCGAGCAAAAAGAGCAACUGGACAGAGGAUAUAUUAGAAUUGCGUAG